AUGGCCGCCGCAGAGACGCGCAGGCUGCUUGAGCAGCUUAUGGGCGAACAGCUCAUGAGCGGAACCGACCAGCGCGCGCCCCAGCUAAACAUCAACGACACCAAGGUCUGUCGCUCCUACCUCGUAGGCAACUGCCCCCAUGACCUCUUCACCAACACCAAGAACGAACUGGGCCCUUGCUCCAAGGUGCACAACGAGGCGCUGCGGACCGAGUACCAGGAGGCAGACGCGGAACAGAAGCGCAAAUGGGGAUUCGAGUUUGACUACAUGCGCGACAUGCAGCAUCACAUUGACAGCUGUAAUCGCAAGAUUGACACUGCCCAGCGCCGCCUGGAGAAGACGCCUGAAGAGAUCAGGCAGACAAACGCUCUUCUCAAAGCGAUUAACGAACUGACCAAAUCGAUCGACGCCGGCAUGCUCGAGAUCCAAAUCAUGGGCGAGGAAGGCAUGGUCAACAUGGCCGUCCAAGAGUUCACCAAGGUCCGUUACAAGAAAGCCGAGAAGGAGGAGCGAGAGAGGGAGCUGCGCGCUCUGUCAGACACCGGAGGUCCAUCUGGACAUCAGAAGCUCCAAGUGUGCGACGUAUGUGGUGCGUAUCUCAGCCGUCUUGACAAUGAUCGGCGUCUAGCAGACCACUUCUACGGAAAGAUGCAUCUCGGCUAUGCUCAAAUGCGCAAGUCCUACGAAGCCCUGACCAAGGAGCUCAAGGACCGCCAGCCACCCCGCAAUUCCUACGCUCCCUCCGGCGGCGACAUGGACCGAGGCGGCGGUGGAGGUUGGGGAGGAGGUGGUGGUGGAUACGGUGGCGGUGGCUUCCGUGGUGGACGAGGAGGUCGUCGCGGAGGCAGAAGAGGCGCUUGGUAA
Molecule: messenger RNA, 864 nt
Organism: Alternaria viburni
Lineage: Eukaryota; Fungi; Ascomycota; Dothideomycetes; Pleosporales; Pleosporaceae
Exons: 3
Coding region: 1-864 (287 amino acids)
Biological process (GO): mRNA splice site recognition
Cellular component (GO): U2-type prespliceosome; U1 snRNP
Molecular function (GO): mRNA binding
Source: RefSeq, a predicted model, not a curated record